CGUAAUUUACAUAUGUAAUAUACGUAAAAAAAACUCUAUGUCAUUUUACCUGAGGUAUAUUACAUACGCAACCCUGAUCAAGACACGGCUUUAGGUCAUUUUAUGUUAUUGGUGAUAAUAUUUGUGUUCAUUUGAUUUUUAAAAAAAAAGUAAUCGUUUAACUGUAGUUUAUACAAUUUCCUAUAUUUCUUAAAUCUAAUAUUAUAUUAAAUUUAGAUAAUUUAUUGCUUCGUGAAUAAUAAAAUAGUGAAUAUUUUUGUUUUUAUUUAUAAAUUCUGAAAUAUGGCUUCGAAUAGUGAGAUAAUUGAUUCUAAAGAAUCGUUAUCAGAAUUAUUUGAUAAAGGUUUUGAUUUAUUUAAUGAUAUAAAUCAAACGAAGGAAGCAACAAAUUCACCAAAAGUUCAGUUGGAUGUUAAACAUGCAAUGCGUAUAUUUGAAGAAGCAACAAAAUUAGUAUCACUUGUUGAUAUGUUCAGUGCAAAUGAAAAUUUCGAUGAAAUUCCCACUGAAAAUAUAAAAUAUUUUUUACUACCAGCUCUUUUAGGGACAUUAACGACAAAAAUUUGCGGUGCUGAUGAUCGUAUGCAUAUUGUCGAUGUUGCUGAAAUUUAUUUUGUCGAUUUUUUAAAACGUUUAAAAUCCUAUGGCCUCACAGACAUUCAAAUUCCCGAGGCAAAUAAAAUUGAAUCAGAAGAAACUGCCAUUGAAAGAAGUAAAUCAAACGCUGAAAUGAUUACUGAAAUGGUAAACGUUAGAAAUACAAAAAUUCAACGAUACACAGAACAAAAAGAAUUGGAAUCACGUUUACAAAUUUUAAAACAGGGCAUGAAUGAUUUAAAUAUUGACGAUGAUUCAAAAAGGGAAUAUUUUAAGACACUAUUGAAAAUUUAUGUGAAUCAAGCAUUGGACGAAUUACGUUCAUUGGCUGAUGAGAGGCCAAUUUUGGAGCAUAUGAAAAAAAUUAAUGACGGUGAUAAAAAAUCGUCACACUUUCAUAAAACACGAAAUCCAAGUACACAACAAUUGAAACCAAUAAUUAUAACAAGAGAUGAAAUUCAAAAGCAAGUUUAUGGCGCUGGUUAUCCAAGUCUACCGGUAUUAACUGUACAAGAAUUUUAUGAUCAAAGAGUUAAAGAUGGAGAUUGGCCCGAUCCUUCGGAACGUAAUAAAAUGAAUGCAACUUGUCUUCAAGAUAUUGCAAACAAUGAUUCAAAUGCACAACAAGAUCAUGAAGAUGAGGAAAAGGAGAAAAUGAUUGAACAAGAUGACGAGGAAUCGAUAAAUCGAGCACGAGCUAUGGAUGAAUAUAAAGAUAAUCAUCGUCGUGGUUGGGGAAAUCGAAAUAAUAGAAGUUAAA
Molecule: messenger RNA, 1357 nt
Organism: Leptopilina boulardi
Lineage: Eukaryota; Metazoa; Arthropoda; Insecta; Hymenoptera; Figitidae
Gene: Tap42
Product: immunoglobulin-binding protein 1b
Exons: 4
Coding region: 283-1356 (357 amino acids)
Biological process (GO): regulation of dephosphorylation; regulation of signal transduction
Cellular component (GO): cytosol
Molecular function (GO): protein phosphatase 2A binding
Source: RefSeq, a predicted model, not a curated record